AUGCUCCUCGUCGGGCGGCGCCUCAGCAGUCACGGUCACGGUACCUGGCAGUUCCCUGGCGGUCAUCUCGAGCACGCCGGGUCCAUCUUCGCCUGCGCCGAGCGCGAAACCCUCGAGGAGACGGGCCUUGCUGUCAGGGUUACUCGGCUCGCCGCCGUCACGAACUCGGUCGUCGUCGAAGUUGGCAAGCAUUACGUCACCCUGUUCGUUCUCUGCCAGCCCGUCGACACCUCCGCCAAGCCGUAG
Messenger RNA from Colletotrichum truncatum, 246 nucleotides. RefSeq names its product nudix domain-containing protein. The record is from RefSeq and is a predicted model, not a curated record. Gene Ontology annotation, molecular function: 8-oxo-7,8-dihydrodeoxyguanosine triphosphate pyrophosphatase activity. Lineage: Eukaryota; Fungi; Ascomycota; Sordariomycetes; Glomerellales; Glomerellaceae. Gene Ontology annotation, biological process: dGTP catabolic process. Gene Ontology annotation, cellular component: cytosol.